Ilex paraguariensis (yerba mate) is the source of this 1668-nucleotide messenger RNA. The record is from the annotation of a GenBank genome assembly. NCBI's taxonomy places the organism in Eukaryota, Viridiplantae, Streptophyta, Magnoliopsida, Aquifoliales, Aquifoliaceae.
AUGGGUAACAUAACAUUCUUAGCGUUAUUGCUGUGCCUCUCCGCUGGGGCGUUGAUAGUGCAGGCUGAAGACCCUUACCUCUUCUUUGAAUGGAAUGUCACUUAUGGAACCAUCGCUCCAUUGGGAGUCCCCCAACAAGUCAUUCUCAUCAACGGUCAAUUCCCAGGGCCGAGGAUCAACUGCUCCUCCAACAACAACAUCGUUGUCAAUGUUUUUAACAAUCUCGACGAGCCAUUCCUAUUGACCUGGAAUGGCAUUCAGCAGAGGAAGAACUCAUGGCAGGAUGGAACCCUUGGAACCAUGUGCCCUAUUCAACCUGGGACAAACUAUACCUAUCGCUUCCAGGUUAAGGACCAGAUCGGAAGCUUCUUCUACUACCCCUCCACCGCCUUUCAUAGGGCAUCUGGUGGCAUUGGUGGCCUUCGAGUUAAUAGCCGAUUGCUCAUCCCCGUUCCUUUUGACGAACCUGCAGAUGACUACUGGGUCAUCAUGGGGGAUUGGUACACCAAGGGCCACAAGGCCUUGAAGAAGUUUGUGGACAGUGGUCGCUCCAUUGGCAGGCCUGAUGGCAUACAGAUCAAUGGCAAGUCCGGCAAGAUUGGCGACAAGAGCGAGCCUCUCUUCACCAUGGAGCCGGGUAAGACUUACAGGUACAGGUUCUGCAAUGUUGGGAUGAAGACAUCUCUCAAUUUCAAGCUCCAAGGCCAUACCAUGAAGCUCGUGGAGUUGGAGGGUUCCCACACAGUCCAGAACUUAUAUGACUCCCUGGACUUGCAUGUCGGACAAUGUCUCUCAGUGUUGGUCACCGCCAACCAAGAGCCCAAGGACUACUACUUGGUGGCUUCCAGCAGGUUCACUAAGAAACCGAUGACAUCAGUGGCCAUCAUUAGCUACACCAACGCCAAGGGCCCAGCAUCUCCAAAGCUCCCACCAUCCCCACCGGAGAAUUCAGAAGGCAUCGCCUGGUCCAUCAACCAGUUCCGCUCGUUCCGUUGGAACCUUACGGCCAGUGCUGCUCGCCCCAACCCUCAGGGUUCUUACCAUUACGGUAAGAUUAACAUCACCCGAACCAUCAAGCUGGUUAACUCCAGGAGUAAUGUCAACAACAAGCUCCGGUUUUCCAUCAACGGUGUCUCACAUGUGGACUCCGACACUCCAUUGAAGCUUGCGGAGUAUUUUGAAGUUGCAGACAAGAUGUUUAAAUAUGACACUAUGGCUGACGAGCCCACAUUAAAAAGUGAGAAGGUCACAUUGGCUCCCAAUGUUGUCAAUGCCACCUUCCGUAACUUCGUUGAGAUCAUCUUCGAGAACCACGAGAAGACAAUCCAAACGUGGCAUCUUGAUGGGUAUUCCUUCUUUGCCGUGGGCAUUGAGCCCGGGAGGUGGAGCCCAGAGAAGAGGAAGAACUAUAACCUUCUUGACGCCGUGAGCAGGCACACCAUCCAGGUCUACCCUAACUCAUGGGCAGCAACCAUGACUACACUUGACAACGCCGGCAUGUGGAACCUGAGGUCAGAUAUGGGGGAGAGGUCUUACUUGGGACAACAGCUCUACCUCAGCGUUCUCUCCCCUGCACGCUCCCUGAGGGAUGAAUACAACAUUCCGGACAACACCCCACUAUGUGGCCUCCCCAAAGGAUUGCCAAUGCCCCCUCCUUACACUCCCUAA